CAGCAAACUGCUGGGGAAUAACCUGCGAUGGACUAGUGUCCCGUCCAGGCAUUGGAAUAUUAGUUCCGAUAUGAUUGUGCAUUGUUGGCAUAAGCUACCCACAAAAAACAUGUUUAAAAAGUCUGGAGAAAUCUGCCACUGAUCUCCCCAGAUUCAAACCAAUGGGUAGUGGUGCCUCAAAGGCACCAAAGCCACAAGUAGUCAAAGUGAUGCCAGAACCUACAACGACAAAACAGCGCAAGAAAAGAAAUCAAGAAUUUCGUGAAAUAGAAAUUACAAAUCCUAGUGCUGAAGCAAGUAGCUUUGAAAAAGGUCACCCUAGUACAAGGGGUCAAGGAGCGCCCUCCAAUGGUUUGUCACAAGGCAGCAGUCAUGUGAUAGAAGAACCUCUAGGAAAUGAACAGAUGAAAAGUCAAUUACAGAAACAUCUUGAAAAUCCAAAUUUUGAUGAACUAAAUCAUAAAUUGGAGGGCAGUGGUCAGGUAGCAGGAAAUGGAAGUGUGCAGCAAGAAGCUGAAAGGGGAAGGUGGUAUGACGAAAAUCAGAGAUGGCACCCAAAGAAUCAGUUACAAGGUGGAAAUUCACAUGAUCACAGUAGGCCAGAAAUUAGUCAGUAUAAAGCAGAGGUAACAGGAUAUAAUAAUAUUCAACCAUUUGGAAAUUAUGGCGGCUAUGCUGCAGAUGAAUUCUAUGGUGGUGCUCGGACGGUGCGAUAUGGACAGAAUGCAACAGGUCGACACCGACAAGCAGCUCAUUUAAUUCAGCAGCAACAGAGGGUAGCUAAUGCCCUUCGACCACAGUCUCAUGAUGUACCGCAUAAGAAUAAAGACACAUUCAGUCUUGCAAAGCAGAUACAAAAAAUGGAGGAUGAAGAUGUGAUUGUAUUUGAAACAUUUUAUCACCAUAAUGGAAGAUCAUACACCUGCAUCAAUCAAGGAGGCCAACGAUUCUACAUGGACUCCUUUGACACGCAGGAAUGGCAGCCAUUUCCCAACCUCUGGUACUCUCAAGGCCACUUUGAGCGGGAUGGAGAAGCAAUAAAAGACGCCGAACAGGCUGACCCUCUAGCCCGUCAGGAGCUCCAAUUUGGUAUGACGCCAUCAACAAGUUACAACCAACAAUCACUGCCCACAUCUUUAAGAGAUAUUAAUGUCUCCCCUGGACUUGGUGGCUCUCAAAUGGAUGAUCGAGCUGGUACCAUUCAACAUCCCACAAGAGGGCGCAUUCUGACAUACAUCUUUGAGGAGAAACGCAACAUCCACUGUUACUUUGAUGAUGCAACAGGGGGAUGGAUUAAGAUGCCGAUUUCUUGGGAACAGCACACAGAUUUCAUCAAACCCCUCGUACAACAGAUUAAGGAAACGCUCCCAACAUGGGAAGAUAAAUAUGAUAUUGUUGCUGCUUUACGGCAAAGUAACUAUGACCUUGAUGAUACCGUGUCAACAUACUAUGCAGUGGGGGACACAGGAGUAAUGGACACCCCCGAUAGACUUGCCGGAUUGAACUCUAACGUGAUCAAGGAAAAAGAUGACCGGAUUUCCAUUCUGCAAACAAAACUCGCAAAAUUAUCAAGAGAGCAUGAAAUGAUGAAAAUGGAGAACCACGAGCUUGAGACAGAUAACAAUAUUAUGAAAGUCCAGUUUACCAUGCUACAAGAGCAAGUUACAACUUUGGAGGUGGAUGUGAAAACAGCAAACCUAAAGGUUACAUCUUUGCAGCAAGAACGUCCAAACACCGCAAGACCAAUCACUCGGAUGAAUACUAAGAUACAAGCCCCAGAGCCCCAGGUCCCAGUUAUUGAUGAGGAAACUCUGAAGAAGGUUGACAAGCAGAUUAAGGCACUAGACAAGGCUCAUCGUGGUCUGAAAAAUCAUGUUAAGGAGUGCUUUGCAGACAUAAAUGACUUAUUGGGACAGGCGCGUAAAGCUGUGUCACAGAUGACAAACAUUGGAAGCAGCACUAAUCAAGAGCUGGAGGAUUUGAAGGUGCUUUACAAGAAAGAGUGUCUUCAAAGGAAACUCCUUUACAAUCAGAUUCAAGAACUACGUGGCAAUAUACGCGUUUUCUGCCGUGUACGCUUUGACGAUCGGACUGAGAACUGUCAUGAGUUUCCAUCCGAUCAAGAUAUUAUGUGCAAUAAUGCAGCGGGAAAGAAGGCCAGCUUUAUGUUUGACAAAGUAUUCACUCCGGAAUCAACUCAGACAGAGGUAUUUGCGGAGGUUCUACCAACGAUAACAUCUUGUGUCGAUGGCUACAAUGUCUGUAUCAUGGCAUAUGGUCAAACUGGAUCGGGAAAGACGUUCACAAUGAUGGGACCACCUGCGGACCCUGGUGUUAAUAUCAGAUCCAUCAGGGAGCUACUGAAAGUCUGCAGUGAACGUACUAAGAUAUCCUACACCCUUAAGGUUUCUAUGGUUGAGGUAUAUAAUGAGCAUGUACGGGAUUUACUGUCAGAGCAAAACAAGGAAGCAUUGGACAUAAGGAUGCAGGGGAAGAGACUAGUCAUUAAGGGACUGACAGAGUUCCAAGUGAACGACGAGAGUGACAUCACUAAGGUCAUGGAAAUUGGAGACAGGAAUCGGUCUGUAGCAUCUACCAAAAUGAAUUCAAGCAGUUCUCGUUCACACUUACUGCUAAUCCUGACUGUAGAGGGAGUCAACAAGGUGUCUAACGCCACAAGUUUUGGGUCACUGACUCUGGUUGAUUUAGCUGGAUCUGAGAGAAUUGCCAAGACAGAGGCAACUGGGCAAAGAUUAGUGGAGGCUGCCGCUAUUAACAAGUCACUUACCUCACUCGGACAGGUUUUCACAGGCUUGAGAUUAAAUACUUUGCAUAUACCUUACAGAAAUUCCAAAUUAACACACCUUCUUCAGCCAUCACUAGGAGGAGAUGCAAAAGCUUGUUUAUUUGUUAACGUGAGUCCAGACAAGAAGAACAAGAGCGAGUCAAUGAGCACACUUCAGUUUGGAGCAAACGCUAAACAAGUUCAACUUGGUAAAGCAACUCAAAACAUCAAGGGCCAUUAAGGAAAUGUUAAAUAAUCUAAAAUCUAAUACAAUAACUUGACCACAUGGGCUGCUGCUGUAUCACAGAUAAAACCCAACCAGAACACUUCUUCAAACAUUGAGAGAUUGCGGGUUCAAUUCCCACCAACAAGGCACAAUUAAUAAGGAACUUUUUUGUUAAUGUUUUAUUACCAAAACGAUUUUUACUUCAUUGUUCCUUUCCUCCGCCAUGGAAGUAAUUAUGUAUUCACUGCUAUCUGUGUGUUAGCAAGAUUACACAAAUGCUAAGAAUGGAUCAUUGUAAAAUUUAGUGGAAUGUUACAUCGUAAUCGAAGAAAGACAUUCCGUUUUUGGAAGGAAAGGUCAAAGGACAAGGCAAAGGUCAUAGAAAUUCAAAUUUCCCACCAUAUUCAUUCAGCACUCAAGAAAACAAGGUGCAUGAAUAUGAUGGGCAAUUCCAUUAUUUCCUUGAGAGUGUGCUGCAGUCUCUCCCAUCAUACACGGCCUGCAUAUUGUGUAGGUUCAUGGCCACUCUAUGGAGUGUCUGCUAUAGUUCGAGCAUUGUUUAUACCAUCAUUUUAUGUUUAUGAAAUAAUAUAUUAUAAUAACAAUAGAUAAUAAUAACUUGUGCUAAAUAUUGUCUUCGUAAAAAAUUUGUAAGAGUUCUAUUAGAGGCUGGAAUAAUGAGGCAACCCAUGAUAUUCAGUAAUAAUAUUGACUUUAUAUUUUUUUUAUAAAAGUUAUUUUGCUUUCACCUGGUGUUUUUUUGUUUUUUUUUCUGGGUGUUAUUUUUCUCUUGUUUGUACUGUGUGGCUUCUGCUUUUUAAGGUUUCUCCAUAUGUUCAUAUAUCCAUAUACAUUUGCAUAGAGGUUUAUAUUUAUAUACUGUUAUGUAUUUUACAUUGUUUCUUACCUGUAAGUGGCGAUUCUUCACUGUUGGAAAACUAAAUAAAAAUAAAACAAUUUGGAGUUAUGAUAUUUCUAUUGAUGACUGUACAUAUUAAUUUAUGCCAGGACCGUCCUACCAACAGACUUUCUUCUGAUACAUUUAUGUUAUCUGUUCCUCAAUGUAAAUCAAAAUCCCAUAAAUAUAAAAUUUUCAGAAAAUUAUGCCCAUCUGGAAUAACCUUCCUUUAGUAGGGGGUGGAGGGAUUUAGGGGGACUGCCUGGUCCCCAUUUUGAAAAUUAAAAUUUAAAAAAAAGAAAGAAAAAGAAAUUAUUGAUCGCCCAAAAUACAAGAUACAAGAUAACUUUAUUGUCCGAAUGAAAAUUACAUUUGGAUGUUACAUCGCAUGAAAAAUGCAUCAGGGCUUAUUUCUGGGUGUAUAGAAAACAAAAAUUUCAUUGUCGCAUGAUUGACCCCCUAGAGUAGUGUUGUCUCUCGGUCACCCCUGCUUUCGGACAUCUCUGGAUCAACCCCUAUUAUCUAAUUGAUUAGAUUCUUUUUAACUUUCAAAAAAACAAAAUGUUUGAAUUUUAUAAUGCUAAAUUGAAAUCAAAUUUUCUUCCUAAGAAUACUUGCACAUGGAUAUUGUUUUGUCACUGCAUUGCUGUUGUUAAAUGCUGAAAUUUUUCUAAUUAAAUUUUUUUUUUUUUUUCAAAUUACACAAAUCUUUAAGUUUUAUUUAUUUUUGGUUGUAAUUUUACUAUUUUAAAUGUUAUUUUUAGGUGUGAAUUUUUAAAAUAAUAUAUUUUUUUUAUGUAUCUGUUGUAAUCCAUGUAAAUAUGUCAAUUUAAAUGAACAAAUAAUUCAAUUCUUUUGAAUUUUAUUGUAAAUAAUUAUUAAUUUCAAUAAUUUUGAUUGUAAUAUUAAUUUAAGCUAUAGUAAUAAUUAAAAAACAUAAUCUUAUUUAAUUGUAUUUCAAUUUAAUUUGUAAAAAUAAUUUGAAUAAUGUAGGUUUUAUUUCAUUUUUUCCUUUUUAUUCUAUUGCAACUUUGUUAUAUUUAUAUUUUUAUAAAGGUGACAGUUUAUUGCAAAAAUCAGCAAGAAAAUGUCAAUGCCAUAACUAAAUGAAUGAAUUCCUUCAUGAAUUAAUAAAGUGCAGGAAACAUUGAGCAAAUUAUAUAAUGCAAUAUGUAAAAAAAUGACUAUAGGCUUAUUGUAUUUAUUUAUAUGAGUUGACUAGUAUUGUAAAAUACAUAUAAAAAUGAUGCGGGCUUUAUUAAAUAAAACAUGUGUUAUGAAUACACAGGGUACAGUAUGCUUAUUUCUCCGUGAAUAAAUAAUCAUAAACACA
Molecule: messenger RNA, 5242 nt
Organism: Anneissia japonica
Lineage: Eukaryota; Metazoa; Echinodermata; Crinoidea; Comatulida; Comatulidae
Product: kinesin-like protein klp-3
Exons: 16
Coding region: 162-3026 (954 amino acids)
Biological process (GO): microtubule-based movement
Molecular function (GO): microtubule binding; ATP binding; microtubule motor activity
Source: RefSeq, a predicted model, not a curated record